AUGGGUGCCAUCGGUGCCGGAUUUGCUCGGCUCAGCUGUUUGCACUGCCGACAUAUCCAUGACAUGACCCAAGUGAGCUUACUCUUGGCUGCCUCCGUUGGGAUCUUAUUGUCGGUCCGCGAUGCCAUUGGCACGUAUCAACAUGGCUGCAUCGUGCACCAACGUUACGGCUUCAGAACGUUCUGCCUAGUGGAGCUUCUCGACACACUGUUCCUGCUUCCCUGCACCUUCCAGUUGAUCUGCCUCACUGUCAACUACGACGAUCGAAUUCAGUCACGGCUGCAGGAGGCCAAGCGGGAAAAGGAACGGCUGUCAGAUGCCUACCAUCUGUGCAUCCAAGAAAUGGAUGCCAAGCUGCAUUUUGUGUCCGAGUCCAACAUCCUUCUAGUAGAACGAACGUUCGCAGACAGGAAGAAGGACUUCGCCACCUUUUUGGGCCAGCUAGCCGACCGCUGCUCGCACGUCCCAGUGCACCAGCAGGAUGCUUUGCUACGCGAACUGCGCAGCUUUAUCGAUCUUUGGCUCCGAGUCUAUGGCGAAGCGUCCAUCGACCCCGGGAAGAGGCCGCUGCAGCUUGAUUGCUCCGUGCUGGACCGGUGCAGCUCGCCAGAGGAGCUCCUGAGAGCAGCUCAAAGCAUCACGCGGUCUGCUGGCAUGGUGGUGGGAGAUUCCUACGAGUCUCAUCUUCAGACCGUGCAUGCGCUGAAAGAUUCCGUGCCUGCUGCAACGCUUGGGCGACGACAGCAUAUUAGGCAGAGCUUGCGAGAGCCCUCACGGGGCUCCCGACGGUCAUCGUGGUUGCAAUGCCUACCUGGGCGUUGCUACUUGGACUGUACUGCCUCCGAGGAGCGUCUGAGUGACUUCUCCUGCUGUCUGUGCCGAUUGGAGCUGCUGAGUGUCGACCACGCUUUGCUGUUGCUGGCAUUGCUUGUUGGCACGACGCUGAUCGCAGUCACGGCGCUUUUCCCAAUUCUAAGCGCUGAUAGGACCUGGCGCAAGGCUGGUGUCGACUUUGCCCUGGACGCGGCGCCCCUAGUGAUCUACGUCGUGUGCUUGGCCGUGCUUCUAGCUCGCAUCGAGCGCAUCAGUGCGCUCAUCGCCAUGCGACGAGAACUUCACCAAGCGCAGGAGAUGCAGACCUUUGUCGGUGCUGUCAAGGACGACUUGCUGUCCUACUGGGCAGCCAUCAGUGACAUAACUGAGCUCUGGUGCAAUCGCACAUUGCCACGCCUCGAGCUUCUCAAGGAGCUGCACUGCCAGUUGAGCUGCACUUCUCCAGAGUUAUUGGAAGCCAGCCUGCGUGACCUCAAUGGUCGUCUGUGUAAGCUGGAGGACGCCGUUGGAGAUGUGAAGGAGUGGUGGGUGGCGCAACAGGAAGGGCGAGCUCCGAAACUGCAGCCGCGAGUAAGCCAGCUUCUCCGUGCACGUACUUUGGACGGAUUGGAGGACGGUCCUGCAAGCUUCUCAGAACGGCUGGAUUCCAUGAUCGGUGAGAUCAGCAGCCAGGCCGUCCCAAGCCAAGGGCCACUUCAGAUGGCUGAUUUUCUGGGCGAGACUGCUGGACAAAGUUUCCAGACGCCGGGACCUCUCGAGGACAUCGAGACCGGUGCCAAGAGACCAUCCCUCCUAUCCUUCAUAGGAGAGCCAGCCGGCCAGGCACCGGAAUCGCAAGGUGACUUGCGGAACCUCGAUUCAUUCUGCGCCAGUUCAAGUGACGGGCCUCGCACGCGCGCCACGUGA
Symbiodinium natans is the source of this 1740-nucleotide messenger RNA. Lineage: Eukaryota; Dinophyceae; Suessiales; Symbiodiniaceae. The record is from the annotation of a GenBank genome assembly.